AUGUAUUUAUUGCAUAAAUUUUACACUGAUUUAUUUUCAUUAUUGUUGCCAUUUUCGGUCUUUUCCAGCUCUUCUGGUGGGAUUGGUUUGUCGGUAUUUCUCCAGCACGGUCGAGGCGGUGGUUGGCUCACGACUAAAGCCCUCCGGCUUCUCUUCCGGUUCCUUGAGGAUUGGGGAGAGUCGGCUCAGCAGCGCUGCGCAAAUAAA
Molecule: messenger RNA, 207 nt
Organism: Mesorhabditis spiculigera
Lineage: Eukaryota; Metazoa; Nematoda; Chromadorea; Rhabditida; Rhabditidae
Source: the annotation of a GenBank genome assembly